Messenger RNA from Oncorhynchus masou masou (cherry salmon), 318 nucleotides. Its product is annotated as insulin. Bases 1 to 318 code for a protein of 105 amino acids. The record is from RefSeq and is a predicted model, not a curated record. Gene Ontology annotation, molecular function: hormone activity. Lineage: Eukaryota; Metazoa; Chordata; Actinopteri; Salmoniformes; Salmonidae. Gene Ontology annotation, cellular component: extracellular region. The transcript has 2 exons.
AUGGCCUUCUGGCUCCAAGCUGCAUCUCUGCUGGUGCUGCUGGCGCUCUCCCCCGGGGCAGAAGCUGCAGCUGCCCAACACCUGUGUGGCUCUCACCUGGUGGACGCCCUCUAUCUGGUGUGUGGAGAGAAAGGAUUCUUUUACAACCCAAAGAGAGAUGUGGAUCCCCUUAUAGGGUUCCUCUCUCCAAAAUCAGCAAAGGAGAACGAAGAGUACCCCUUCAAAGACCAGACGGAGAUAAUGGUAAAGAGAGGUAUUGUAGAGCAGUGCUGUCACAAGCCCUGCAACAUCUUCGACCUGCAAAACUAUUGCAACUGA